UGUCGUGUUCGAAAAGGAAAUUCGGGAAGCAAUGACCGGGGGAGGGGGAGCGGGCACGAGGACCACAAACCACGGCAAGCGAAAGGCGAGCGCAGGCGGCAGCGUCGUAGGGAAGAACAAAGCAGCAGCAUCCCAUCACGCGAGUGCCAAAAAAGCCCGGGGCAAGGACUACCCACACUGGGCCACACACUUUCUGAAGCGGACAUGCGCGCACCGCAAGAUCCCGAGGAUGUCGCAGAGGAGCAAGGGUGUCCUGGUGGCGGCCCUGCGACCUCUCGACGCCAACAUGAAACGGCCAUCUCCGUACUUCGACGACCUCGAUGCUAUCGCAGCCGGCAAAUCUGGACGCGGCAGCGAGCAGGAGGAGGGGGAGGAGGGAGUCAUCCCGGCGAAAGCGCUGCUUAUGUUUCGAGGCGUUAUCAACAUGGUCGCCCUAGCACGUGACAGAACUGAACCGUUUACAGUCGAGGGUGUGGACUACAGUGUGGCGGACCUUUACGACGCCAUGGAGAAGGAAGACAAACCGGAACUGGAGGAUUCUGCCGGCGGGAGUUCGUCGACGGGUGGUGCAGCCGGACCGGACGGGGGUGGUUCCGCCGGAGGGAGCGGCAACAUCACGGAGCGCAAGGGCCCACACUGCAUGAUGCGGCUCGUUGGGAUCCUGUGCGAAGACUCCAUCCGCCCACGUGUCACCAACAACAGCCGCUUGCAGGCGACCCGGCAGGAGCUGGACACCUCAGCAGUUGGGCCGCGGAAACAUUUGUGGACAGAGGUCACCGACUGCUUCCGAGACCCUCGCCACAAUGUUAGAAAAAUCGUGGACGACGAACAAGUGAGUCACGUCAACCCGAACAUCAUCCAUCCAGCAACCUAACAUCUCGGCGGAAAAGAUCACCAAGAUGUGGUCUGCGGCAAAGGCGAAAUGGAACACGCCUAAUGCCAAUUGGAAGAGUGAAUCCGGCAACAACCAGCCAUGGCUUUCAUUUUGCCA
Molecule: messenger RNA, 991 nt
Organism: Ectocarpus sp. CCAP 1310/34
Lineage: Eukaryota; Phaeophyceae; Ectocarpales; Ectocarpaceae
Source: the annotation of a GenBank genome assembly